AUGUAUGAAAUAGGACAAAUGGAUAGACAAGUUGCCGGUGUUGCAUUUCAAAACUGCAGACUUGGAAACAUAGUUUCUGGAGAAGACAAGCCUGUCACCGGAGAAAUGUACUUUUCCGCAGUUAACACAGUUUUCGAGAUCCUUAUAGACAAUGAAGAGUAUCUAAAGACAACCAUAAGAGAUCUUGCAUCUGGAAAACGCAAUGCAGCCCAGUCACAGGACGAGGCCAAGAGGUUGGCAGAGAUCGAAAGCAGAAUCUUUCAAACCAUGAAGGAGAUUCUUCGCUUCUCAAAAAGCCUUCUUUUCGAAAGCCCAAGGGGGCUUUCCGAAGUAAUCGGCUGGAAUCUAAAUGAUGUCUUGGAGUCUCAGGAGGACUUUAUGGAAUUAAUUUCAAAGGAAGUUGGAAGAUGCAUCCUAGGAGGAGACAACAUCCCGGGCUUUAUGGCCCUCCACAAGACAGAUAAAUACAACGAAAUAGUAUCUCUUGUAGGGACCAUUCCCAUAAGACAGAGUCUUCUUAAUCUUAAGAUAACUGCUCCUGUCUAUACACAGUGGGGAAUCCAGGGACCUAGCUGUAGUAUAAUCACUUAUGUACUCCUGGUGGUUUUUUGUACACGCCUCAAGGUAGAGCCAUAUGUUCUUCGCCAAUACUCGUCGAUAUAUUCCACCAUUUGA
Molecule: messenger RNA, 675 nt
Organism: Encephalitozoon intestinalis ATCC 50506
Lineage: Eukaryota; Fungi; Microsporidia; Unikaryonidae
Exons: 1
Coding region: 1-675 (224 amino acids)
Source: RefSeq, a predicted model, not a curated record